GUUGUGAUCUCCUCCUCCUCCUCGGCGAGGCGGGACGAUGGCGGCGGCGAUGGCGAUGGCGGCGGCCGGGCGGCUGGAGCAACAAGGCGAGGACGCCUUCAGGAGGCUCUUCAAGUACUACAAGAGGCGCAAACCCCCGCCAGACCUCUCCGCCGUGCUCGACUUUUCCAGAGCUCAGGAGAAUCUCAAAGUUCUGAUUGCACCACUUCAUGCAGCCUCUGUCAGCGAUAGGGAUGCCUGUAAAGCUGGACUACGGCCAGUUAGGAAGUGGAAGGCGUAUACCUUAGCUGGUUAUCCAGGAUUCACGUUCAUUUCGGAUCCCUUUCUUCCUGGAUGGCAGCGAUACUGGGCCAAGCAGUGUUUGAAAAUCUACCCUCGGAAACCAAAUGUCUGCAAUUUAGACCUGCACAUGUCACCCGAGGAAACCAAGGACCUGUGGGAGCAAAGCAGAGAACAGCUGAGGCUAAAAGGCUCUGAUAAACGAGAGGCUAAAAGCUUGCUGGAGAAACUUCGAUGGGUUACCUUAGGAUAUCACUACAACUGGGGAACAAAGAAAUAUUCGGCCGACCACCAUACGACAUUCCCCGUAGACCUGGCGUACCUGUCGGAGCAGGUGGCAGCAGCUUGUGGCUUCCACCAGUUUAAGGCAGAAGCCGGGAUAUUGAACUACUAUCAUUUUGACUCUUCGCUGGGCAUUCACGUGGACGAAUCAGAGAUUGACUGCUCCAAACCCCUCUUGUCAUUCAGCUUUGGUCAGUCUGCUGUGUUUCUGCUUGGAGGCCUGAAGAGACAGGAUUGCCCCCUCCCCAUGUUCAUGCACAGCGGCGACAUCAUGAUCAUGUCGGGCAGCAGCCGCCUCCUCUACCACGCGGUGCCCCGGAUCCUCCCUAAUGUGGAAGGGGGGCUACUCCCCAGCUGUUUGGUGCAGACAACAGCCAGCAACAACCAUCAAAGCAACGAAGGUGACUGGCAAAUCUGCGCUCAAUACCUGGAGAGCUCCAGGGUGAACAUGACUGUGAGACAGGUGCUGGGAGCUGGACAAUGUUUCCCAGUCGAGACAGACUGUGAAAGGAGAGAUGCCGCCCAGGCUUAUCCUCAAGACUACUCCACGGAAAAGAAUGAACGGAAAUUGGACAGGACUGAUGUGGCAGAGUCUCCAGAUCUCCUCUGACCAUUCCUGAAAAUUAUAUGGAGGAGUUUCCGUCAAGGCAGGGUUGCCUCAGCUCUCUUUAUCACACACAAUGUUGGAGAUAAAGGUUCAGGCAGCAUCUCUGGUGAGAAAGAAUGGGUCAUUCAGCUGUCUGAUCCGCUGAGUUACUCCAGCAUUUUGUGUGUGUGUCUUCGAUUUAAACCAGCAUCUGCAGUUCUUUCCUCACAUUCUCUUUAUCACAAGAUAGCUUCUUGUGUUUAAGCCCUUAAAAUCUGAUGAAAGGUUCCUCCAUUCAUACUCCACCCAAGCAUGUUUCCUGCGAUCUCAUUAAGUUCUUCUUCCAUGGGUUCAUCCGGCUACUCCGGUUUUCAGGGAGCUUUCUGUCCACAUUUCUCCAUCCAGUUGUGAUGGUUGCUCUUUUUUUUUCUCUUCACAAGGAGAAACUGUGCUCGAGCAAGUGGCGACUUUGAUAAAGUGACAAUGUUAAGAGAAAGCCCGAGAGCUAUUACACGGUCGAAUCUGAUGGGAGUUUCAAUUUUAUACCAUCUGAAUAAUAAAAGGUAUUAAUAUAUGA
This is a messenger RNA of Amblyraja radiata (thorny skate), 1724 nucleotides long. RefSeq names its product alkB homolog 1, histone H2A dioxygenase (gene alkbh1). Gene Ontology annotation, biological process: oxidative RNA demethylation. Bases 38 to 1171 code for a protein of 377 amino acids. Gene Ontology annotation, cellular component: nucleus; cytoplasm. The record is from RefSeq and is a predicted model, not a curated record. The transcript is spliced from 6 exons. Gene Ontology annotation, molecular function: broad specificity oxidative DNA demethylase activity; oxidative RNA demethylase activity; ferrous iron binding. Lineage: Eukaryota; Metazoa; Chordata; Chondrichthyes; Rajiformes; Rajidae.